Molecule: messenger RNA, 1713 nt
Organism: Fraxinus pennsylvanica
Lineage: Eukaryota; Viridiplantae; Streptophyta; Magnoliopsida; Lamiales; Oleaceae
Source: the annotation of a GenBank genome assembly
AUGGAUCAGGUUAAGCUCCAGUUACGAUCGAACCGACCUGUUUAUCGAAGCUUCUACAGCAAACAAUCAAACUCCAGAUCAAGAAUUUUGCUGUACACUUCAAUUUCCAUAGCCGUCAUAGUGUUUUGCUGCAUAUUGUUUUUUCCGAACAAAAUGAGGCAAUAUACAAAAUACAUGGUGGUGAUCGAUGGGGGAAGCACAGGGACGAGGAUUCACGUGUUUAAGUACGAGGUCAGGAGUGGGAAUUUGGUGCUUGAUUUUACGGAGAAAGGGUUGGUAUCGAUGAAGGUGAAUCCGGGAUUGUCGGCCUAUGCGGAGGAACCCGAAAGGGCUGGGGCCGCAGUAGCAGAACUGGUGGAGUUUGCAAAGAAGAAUGUGCCUAGGGAGGGUCGGGGAGAGGCUGAGAUUCGGUUAAUGGCGACUGCCGGGAUGAGAUUGUUGAAGAAAGAGGAUCAAGAGAAGAUCUUGGAUGUAUGCCGUAGGGUUUUGAGAGGGUCUGGUUUUAGCUUCCAAGAUGAUUGGGCAACUGUCAUCUCGGGCUCUGAUGAAGGUUUAUAUGCUUGGGUUGUCGCAAAUUAUGCUCUUGGAACACUUGGAGGUGAUCCUGCAAAAACAACUGGGAUUAUUGAACUUGGUGGUGCUUCGGCUCAGAUUACCUUUUUCUCAAACGAGCCAAUGCCUCCUGAGUACUCUCGAACAGUUAAAUUUGGUAAUUUCACUUACAACCUCUACAGUCACAGCUUUCUUCAGUUUGGACAGAAUGUCGCCCUUGAAUUACUGAAGGAAUCUCUCGUUUCAAGAGGCCAAGAGACGGGUGUCAAAUCUCUUCAACAGGUGAAACCUAUGGAUCCUUGUACUCCUCGAGGGUACUUGCACGACAAAGGGACAUGGAAACUUUCUCCAAAGGGUAAUUUCUCUGAGUGCAGAUCUGCCUCAUUAAAGUUGAUGCAGAAAGGGAAAGAUAGAUGCUCUUAUCAAAGCUGCUACAUAGGAUCAACAUUUAUACCCAAGCUCCAAGGAAAUUUUUUGGCUACAGAAAAUUUCUUCUACACGUCGAAGUUCUUUGGCUUGGCCCCGAGAGCCUUUCUUUCUGAUCUCCUGGUUGCUGGACAACAAUUUUGUGAAGAGGAUUGGUCAAAAUUGAAGAAGAAAUACCAGUCUCUUGAGGAUGAGGAUUUGCAUCGCUAUUGCUUCUCUUCUGCAUAUAUUGUGGCCCUACUGCAUGACAGUCUUGGAAUGGCUUUGGAUGAUGAGAGACUUGGAUGCGCUAAUGAAGUACAGAAUAUCCCCCUUGACUGGGCAUUGGGAGCUUUCGUCUUGCAGAGCACAGCUAAGUUGGAUUUGCAGCAUUCUAACAGGAUUGACCUUGUAUGGAGAAAUCCUCAGUUGAAGACUAUUUACGAUCUUGAGAAAGGAAAGUAUAUAGUUACACGGCUUCGAGUGUUUAGUCUGGUUAUGAAGGAGGAGAAGAUGUUUGAGAAUGAUUUAAUGGUUGGCAGAUUAUUAGUAUUUCGCCCGCAAGAAGUUUGUGGCUUGAGAAGUGCAGACCUCGCUCUUAGACAAAGCAGAGAAGAUCGUCGAUUAAGGGUAAAGAAUCAGAGUACACUCGACACAGAUAAGAAACCAGCACCUGUAAGCAAGAAAUUCGAUCCAAACCAGUCAAGCAAAAGAAGAGUUCGACGAGGAUCAGACCCAAUCCAUAAUAAGACUUGA